AUGACAGUUUUCCAGGCGGCUGGGAGUGUUUUGGAAACCACGCUCAAUACAAGGGAACCCGCCCUUCUUCAGCCCCGUAAAAGUGUUGUAAUCAGAACCGAACGUGCUAUUCCAGCUGCAAAUUUUGAAGAUGAUGAUGUGUAUGGACAAUCAGUAGAAGAUGAUUAUUGCAUUUCUCCUUCAACAGCAGCUCAGUUUAUCUACUCCAGAAGAGACAAACCAGCGGCAUUUGCUGAGCCGUUAGAAGAAGAAUAUGGCUAUGAAGGUACAGAAGAUACUGCUGAUUAUUUCACAUCUGGCCGUCAGUUGACUGAAGUUGAUAGAGCCCGUCUUAAUUCAUGCCUUGAUCAAAUGAGAGAAGUUUUGGCAGAGUCUGUACCAGAGGAAGCAAUGGUGCAAGCAGUACUGGAUAGUGGAUUUGAUCCAGAGAAGGCUUUGCAUCUUGUGCUUUCGAAAGAGAGUAAGCAAAACAUGAAGACCCCCCAGGAAGAAACCGUGGUUGUAGGAAAGAUGACAAAAGAAAUGUGUACUGAUACAGACAGUUUGUCUUGUGCAGUAAAAAGUGUUGCUGACAACACCAACAAACCUGAGUUUGGAAACUUGACAGCCAAAAGUGGUUCAUCUUGUUACCCUUUAAUUACAAAUGACAAAAUGCCUCUUAAUGCUGAAAAAUCCAAUAUACCUUCAUCUGAAAGGAAGGGAUUGAAAUACUCUUCACUUGUUCUGUCAUCCUCUUUCACUGAUGAUUUGUGUGAAGGAUCAUUUUGUGAACCUGUGAAUAGACAGGCAGAGAAGCAGCUACCAGAAAGUGCUAAUUCUGUAGCUUCGAUUCCUGACCGUGAAGAUGUUUACUUUAGUGUAGGAAGUAACCCAUCUGGAAAUUCUUCUUCUAAGAAGUUGCAAUGCAGGGAAAUGCAGGACUUGAAAUCCUUGCUGAUGCAGAGUGUGGUUUGUGAUUCUCUGAGUCCUGAAGAGAGCAUUCCUCUUGUUUCCUCAAAUACUUCUGAUUGUAGUAGUCAUAUGAAUUUUUACAGUUCUCCAUGUUUAACAAGUGCUUUAGGAAAAUUGGCUCUUGAUAACGAAGUCAGUCAUACUGUAGAUAGAAAGAAUGAACAUCUUGAAAAUUUUUCUUCAGUUAUGCAAAGCAGAAAAAAAGAAAGCCCCUCUUCAGACAUGGCUGCUUUGUCAGUGUUAAGGUCUGGAAGUACAUCAUUGGCUGACUUACUUCAGGAGCACCAGGAAAGCACUGCUAGCCACUGUUACUCUUUGGCUGAUCUUUAUGCCCAGUCAGCAGCAAGCUUCGCUGACAUGAAAUUGGGAACUUCACCAUUAUCUCAGCUAGUAAGUCAACCCCAAACUUCGUGUGGGAUGCCAGAGCUAACAGGAUCUUUGUCUUCUCUAGCUCUCUCUAAAGUUUCUCCACCAAAGGAGGCUGAGAGUUUAUCGCUCUCAGAUUUAAUAGCAGAGACUAUUGAAAUAGAUAAAACUCAACAAAGGACAGACUUCCCCAUGCUCAAUGUAACUGAGUCGAGGCCUUCUAAAGGAACCAGCAUAGAUUUAAGCAUCCUCAUAAAAAAUGCAGAUACGUCUGCAGAACAAAAUGUGGUAGGGCAGUCACAUACCUUAAACCCCGAACCCAAGCUUAUAAAAGAAAAACAAGGAAAAUGUUCUGGCUUUGACAAAGCAAAUAAAAAAACGAAAAGGGGGCUCGCUCCUAAGAGCCGGGAUUUGUCGCUUUCGUGGAUGAAGGCGCUGCGUGCAAGACCCUCAGCUUUUGCCUUAACCUUGUGUCUCCGUUACCCUCCGAAAGGUUACAAGCGGCGCACAGUUGGUAUGCAUAAAGCCUUCCUGUACAGCAGACAAGUGCAAGAUAUAAAACCCAAGGAAACUGGUCCUUUAUUAGCCAUAGCACCAUUUGACUUCCAGUCAGCGUCUCCUGAUGAUAUUGUGAAAGCUAAUCAAAAAAAGUCUUUUACAAGACAGUAG
This is a messenger RNA of Merops nubicus (carmine bee-eater), 1986 nucleotides long. RefSeq lists its product as uncharacterized. Bases 1 to 1986 code for a protein of 661 amino acids. NCBI's taxonomy places the organism in Eukaryota, Metazoa, Chordata, Aves, Coraciiformes, Meropidae. The transcript is spliced from 6 exons. The record is from RefSeq and is a predicted model, not a curated record.